AUGCCUGUCAUUCGCUCGCCCACGUCUGUGACGAUGCGCCGCACGAUGAUCGCUGCUCCCACCAGUCCUUCUUCUCAUUCACGCUACGUUACCCGUGGAAGCGCCACUAGACGUGCCUCUGCGGAUGGAGGGGACUCCUGCUUCGACAACUAUGUCCCUCAACUGCCCAGACAACGCGAAAUAUGCACGCCAGAGCAAAAAGCCGCACUCGAAGACCUUUAUGAACUGACAGCAGGAUAUCCUUCCACUUCACAACGCCUUGAGCUCGCGUCAAGGAUUGGAAAGAGUCCCGAGUCGACGUAUAUCUGGUUCCAGAACAAGCGCAAUUCUGCCACGGAAAAGAAGAAACGUUCUGCGAAGAAGAAUGCUAUGGAAAUGUCUAUUUCUGGCUCUGACAGCAAUGCGUCUAACUCAUCAGGAUCCUCUCGCGCUCCUUCUUCUGCUGGGCUUCCGUCGCCCUCCAGAUCAAUACUCCACUUCAACCCUUCUUCCACCGAAAUAUUCUGGGAAGAGCAAGAAAUACACGCCAUUGAUGUUCUCACCAACGCCCUCAGGACUAUGCCCGAUUUGCACGAUCAACACGCCCCUAUUCCUAUUCCCGCUGGUAGCAACGACUCUUGCAACGAUCAACAUACCUUCGAGUGUCCCCUCCUGCACACGCCUGAAAGUGUCGCGUGCUGCCAUGAGCGUAUGCCGCCUCCACGUACCAACGUCAAUGACGAACCCCGCAACCUUCGCGUAUACAAUCGUGUGGUUUCCUACUCUGAAGUCUCCGCGCUCCGUGGACUCGCCGAAUUCCACACACAAAUCCUCACGUUUUGA
Serendipita indica DSM 11827 is the source of this 822-nucleotide messenger RNA. Lineage: Eukaryota; Fungi; Basidiomycota; Agaricomycetes; Sebacinales; Serendipitaceae. The record is from the annotation of a GenBank genome assembly.